GCGUCGCUAUGUCCUCGGGGGACCUGGAGAACGACGAGCGCACGGCGGCCGUGCUGCAGGGCCUGGUGGCCACGGCCCUGGGGCUGCGCCUGCCCCGCGGCCACGAGCCGCCCUUCCGCCGCCUCUCGGGUGAGCCCGGGUGGCCCCAGGUGUCCCUAAAUGGCCCCAAAGUGGCGCUAAGUGGCCCAAAAUGGCACCAGAGUGGCCCAAAAUGGCACCAAAGUGGCACUAAGUGGCCCAAAAUGGCAUCAAAUUGACCCUAAAUGUCCCCAAAUGGCCCCAAAGCGUCCCCAGGUGUCCCCAAAGUGUCCCAAAAUGGCC
Molecule: messenger RNA, 321 nt
Organism: Passer montanus (Eurasian tree sparrow)
Lineage: Eukaryota; Metazoa; Chordata; Aves; Passeriformes; Passeridae
Gene: LAMTOR4
Product: late endosomal/lysosomal adaptor, MAPK and MTOR activator 4
Exons: 2
Coding region: 9-257 (82 amino acids)
Source: RefSeq, a predicted model, not a curated record